AUGAAUUUGGAAUAUGGACGCUCUCAAAAUAAUGACCUCACCUUGGACUCGGUGGAAAUUGAGGAAAUAUUCCAGGAUCAAGAAAAUGCUGCAGAUCAAACUCACUGGUCGCUCAGUGAACUUAAGGAGAAGUUUAGAAAGAUGGAAAUGGAAGAAUUAUAUAAAAAAUAUCGUGUUCAACAAAGACAUUCUCUGUUAAUAACUUUGAUAGUAAUUGGCCUGGCUAUUGGACUUAGCAUAAUAACAUUGAUGCUGCUCCUUCACAAGAGUUUUUACCGUGAUCUGCCAUCAAUAGUUACAAUCAUAGUAUCCAGUUUCAUCUACGUUUGUCUUCUGAUUUUCCUCUACUUUGAUUUUGUCAUCAAGAACUUCAUGAAACCAAUCUCCAUUAUCGUCUGGUUUUUGUUGGUUUCGACUGCUUACUUACUAAUCGCUUUUAGAACUAUCCACCUACCCACCGAAUUUAUUGGAUUUAUUGCCUUUAUUCUCUUGGUGACUUAUACUCUACUACCACUGUCUGUGAGAGAUGCUUUUAUUGUUGCCAUAGUAACAUGUCUGCCACAUGUUAUUGUAGUUGCUGUCCUGUCCAUUGGUUCCUUGCAAGAUAAAGUUUUACAGGAGAAGUUGCUAUUAUCAGUGUUACCGGCCCAUUUAGCAGUGGAAAUGAGAAACGAAAUGAUACAAAGAAUCCGUGAUGAUCCUCGUCAAUAUCACAGAUUACAUCGCAAUAGUGUUUGUACAACACAUUUCCAUAAUCUUUACGUAAAAAGACACAUGAAUGUAAGUAUUUUAUAUGCAGAUAUUGUUGGUUUCACUGCAUUAGCAAGUGAAUGCUCCGCACCAGAGCUUGUCAAAACAUUGAAUGAAUUGUUCGGAAGAUUUGAUAAACUGGCAGAGGAGAAUAACUGUAUGAGAAUUAAGAUUUUAGGUGAUUGUUAUUAUUGUGUAUCUGGCUUACCUAUAUCAAGACCAACUCAUGCUGAGAACUGUGUUGAAAUGGGUCUUGAUAAUAGAACUGUACGAGAAGCCACCGGUGUAGAUGUUAAUAUGAGAGUUGGUGUACACACUGGUAAUGUACUAUGUGGCGUAUUAGGACUUAGAAAAUGGCAAUAUGAUGUAUGGUCACAUGAUGUCACAUUAGCCAAUCAUAUGGAAUCAGGAGGGUUACCAGGCCGAACCCAUAUUACAGAAGCUACUUUGUGUCAACUUGGUGGUAAAUAUGAAGUGGAACCAGGAAACGGCGGCAAACGUGAUGAAUAUCUUGGAGAUCUCAAUAUAGAAACUUAUCUUGUGAUACCUCCUACUAAGUGUACUGUUGCGCCAUCUCCGUCAACAACCCACAGAAAGGCAUCUGGAAUAAAAAGACGAAAAUCAACAGCCAGGAAAGUCGCCAGAUAUCUAGAAACUUGGGGUGCAGACAAACCAUUUGCUAAUCUAUCUGAAGUUAAUAUGACUGGUAAAGGUGUUGGAUCGGGCUUAUAUGCUAUGCAAGUUAAUAUGUUGGCAAUGACUAACAUUGAUCAUCAGUCAAAGGUAGCAUACAGGAAUAAAGUAAUGGAGCGAAAGGUUAGUGAGCGUCUUUUAGAAGCAAUUGAUGGCAAAGCAGCAGAAAAGCAGUGGUUGAAGUCAGAAGACAUAAUGAGAGGAACAUUGUUAUUUUUAGAUGAAGAAAGAGAAAAACAGUAUGGUAAAUUGAAGGACCCAUUUUUCAAGUCGUAUCUUGGCUGUGCAUUCAUCCUCUUUCUAUGUAUGGCAAUUGUGCAGUUUAUUGUCAUGCCGAAGACAAUGAUGUUGUUCAUAAGCUAUGCGGUGUCUUGUAUUCUGUUGUUAUCUAUUCUCUUCAUUGCCAUUGCAAAGCACAUAUUUUGUUACUGUAAACAAACACCAUCAUGGAUAACAGAUUCAGUUAAUGCAGUACUAAGAAAUCGAUGGCUAAGAAGAUUGUUGGCAUCUAUCACUGUGAUCAUUAUCUAUGUCAUGGCCGUCAUUAAUAUUUUAAGUUGCAGUGUAUCAUCGUCAGAAUCAAUACAGCUGUCAUCAAAUAAUGACUCAGUAGAGGCGAAUCAGACUGUUUCUUAUGAAUUAACCUGUCCAUACCCUACUUAUUUUAUAUUUAGUUGCAUAUUAGCAAUGGUUGCCAGCAUGGUGUUUUUACGUAUUACAUAUUGGAUGAAAGCCAUAUUUAUGUUGGCAGCUCUGACUGCAUAUAUCGUUAUUCUAAACUACACACACAAAUUGGUGUUUGAUGCCUAUGAUUAUACACUUUACCUUAAUACAGGUACUAGACUCUACAAUUGUUACACUCCUGAAACCACUGCUUAUCUAAUGGAGUAUACAGCUAGGUUAGAUUUUUUAUGGCAGUCAAAGUUUGGUGUUGAGCGAGAAGAAGUGGAAACCAUGGAGUCGCUAAAUAAAGUCCUUUUAGAAAAUGUACUCCCUAAACAUGUGGCAGAACAUUUCUUAAAAAGUGGCAUGAAAUCUGAUGAGCUAUACCAUCAGGGCUACAGUUUAGUUGCUGUGAUGUUUGCAUCAAUACCAAACUACAAAGAGUUUUAUACAGAGACAGAUGUGAACAAAGAAGGGCUGGAAUGUCUGAGACUCUUAAAUGAAAUCAUUGCUGAUUUUGAUGAGUUGUUGUCCAAGCCUAAAUACAGCUGUGUGGAGAAGAUUAAAACAAUUGGCAGCACUUACAUGGCAGCAGCAGGGCUCCAUCAAAGUGAAGAAAAUGAUGAACGGCCGCUUGAAAAACUUGCUGAGGAAAAUGCCUUAUAUUAUGUUGGUGUAUUAAAUGAGUUUGCCAUGGCAAUGAUGCAAAAAUUAGAUAUUAUUAAUAAACAUUCUUUUAAUGAUUUUAAACUCAGAAUAGGUAUCAAUCAUGGCCCUGUUGUGGCAGGAGUAAUUGGUGCAAGGAAACCACAGUAUGACAUAUGGGGUAAUACUGUUAAUGUUGCAAGUCGAAUGGAUUCUACAGGGGUUAUUGGAUGUAUACAGGUGACUGAAGAAACAAGUAAAGUGUUAUCAGAACUGGGGUUUGUAUGCGAGACUCGAGGUUAUGUGUCUGUUAAAGGCAAAGGACAACUAAAAACAUUUCUUGUACGCAAACUGGACAAAUCUCUAUCACAGGCAGCUAUUCACUAG
Messenger RNA from Saccoglossus kowalevskii, 3138 nucleotides. Its product is annotated as adenylate cyclase type 2-like. Gene Ontology annotation, biological process: adenylate cyclase-activating G protein-coupled receptor signaling pathway; cAMP biosynthetic process; intracellular signal transduction. Gene Ontology annotation, molecular function: adenylate cyclase activity. Lineage: Eukaryota; Metazoa; Hemichordata; Enteropneusta; Harrimaniidae. Gene Ontology annotation, cellular component: plasma membrane. The record is from RefSeq and is a predicted model, not a curated record.